AUGAAGCACCUCUUCUUCCUCUUCUGUGUCCUGCAGCUCUUUGCUGGUGCCAUUGCCGUGUACAAGCAGUGGAUCCCCAACACUAAUUUUGAAACCGCCUCCAACUGGGAUGAAGGCAGAGUCCCCUGUGCCAGAGACAUGGUUCAUUUUUUGAAGAACAAGGUCAUCUCAGUCUUUGUCAGUUCUCCCCAUGCGCUGACAGACAUGUACCUGCCCCUGAAUGGAGAAUUCGUGCUGGCAUCUGGUGCAGGAUUCACAGCCUUCGAUGGCAGCUGGGAUCCAGGCUGUGACUCAGGUGCAGCAGUCAGGUUUGCAGAUGCUGAGCACCACACGUGGUUUGACCCCACGUUGUGGCAGGCUGUGUCCCAUGGUGAGGAGCUGGAGGCAAACAGGCACAUCUUUUCUGUGGAUGAGGAGCGUGUCCCGUGCCAGUACGACGAUGUUAUCUUCCAGCCUGAAACCUCCUUCCAGAUAAACAUCAACUCAUCACAGAAAGUGAUUCAUCUCCGUAGCAUCUCUCUCAUGGGACAGGAGCUCAGCAGCCCCGAGGCCUGGGCUGGGUACCUGCAGGGUCACUCCGCCCCACUGCAGUUUCAUGGCAACGGCACUCUCCAAGUGACAGGCACUCGCUGUCCUGACAAGUCCGGCUGCGCCUGCGGGAACGCCCCGGAUGGCCACCGCAUUUGUUCAGCCCUUCUCAGAGCGUCGGGGGGUCGGUGCCCGGUGCCAGCGUGCCAGAACCCUUUGCAGCCCCUUGGCCACUGCUGCAAGGUCUGCGGAGCCACUAUUAACCUGGACUUCACUCCUGAUUUUGACCUGCAGAAGUACCAGGAUAGACUGCUGCAAGUCUUGCUGAGCCAGCCCAAGUACACCAGCGUGCGGAUGGCCAUGUCCAAGGUGCACAACGUACAGACCUUCCUGGGAGUCAUUACCCGAAGCUCCACUCCUCUCAUCCAGAUUGUGCUGAUUGAUGGAGCAGGAGUGCAGCUUGGUGCCACUGUGGAGCAGCUGGCAGCAGACAUCAUGGAGGACAUAACACAGCAUGGUGAAGCGCUUGGCAUUUCAGCUGGCAGAAUGGAGGUGUCCACCAGCGGCACCUUCAGUGGGCAAACUGGAAGCCACAGUUUGAGCAGGAUCACAGCAGGGACAAUCAUGGGGUUGCUUUUUGGUCUCCUGCUCCUUGGAGGGAUCCUUUUUCUCUAUAGAAAGGGAAAUCUAAGGUCUCUCCCCAGGUUGCCUGUCCUGCGCUUCCCCCAGCCCUGGGACAGAAUGGUGGAGCUGGAGUCAGACAGCGACAGAGGCUUCGACAAUCCCAUGUUUGAUGUGGAGACACCAAGCACUGAACCUGGAGAGGAGACACUGCAGGAGAUGGCUCCUAAAGACCAGAUCUUUUACAUCAACCCUCUGUACGAUGCAGGGAAGAUGGAGACCUAA
Indicator indicator is the source of this 1434-nucleotide messenger RNA. It is a transcript of the gene AMN, whose product is annotated as amnion associated transmembrane protein. Gene Ontology annotation, biological process: intracellular protein localization; receptor-mediated endocytosis. Gene Ontology annotation, cellular component: endocytic vesicle; apical plasma membrane. The coding region runs from base 1 to 1434 and encodes 477 amino acids. The record is from RefSeq and is a predicted model, not a curated record. The transcript is spliced from 12 exons. Lineage: Eukaryota; Metazoa; Chordata; Aves; Piciformes; Indicatoridae.